CCCGUUCACCUCACUGUCUUCAUAUUUAAGAUGCUUUCUGUGUUAGUCCCGUUAAAGAAGCGAAGAAUUUCAGUGAUGGUUAUAAAUGAUGACGUUAAAAUGUGGACAGUUUAUAUGAUCACAUUGAAGUUCAGGAAAGUAGCCCAUGUGCUAUUAUUAUUAUUUUAGGUUUGAUCUUUUAUUAAUCAUUCCCCAGGUUUUGUUUGCUACAAUUUCCCUGGAGGAAGAUUUUCAGAGCAAUACAUAAAGAAACAGUAUCCACAGAAACCCAUCUCAGUCUUGACAGCAUGUCACCUUGAACAAAGCUGUAAUUAUUGGGAGAAAUAGUGUGGAAAGGAGUGGCGGAAGUGAAGAAUGAAUUCUUCUCAUGGCAUCAAAAAACACAAAAGAUGACUGAAUUCGGAGAUUAUGUGUAGCUGUGCUGUACGUGUAAGCCAUCAGCGGUCAUGUUCGGACAUGUGUACCGGGCUGGACUGCAGAAACCCGAUGGGCUCCUUUUGCCAUUUUCAUCCAUUUAAGAGACCGGCCCACAAUUUAGAGGGAGCAACCCAUUAAGUCAUUUACAAAGCUCACAACAUGUGUUUUAGGAAGAAAGAUUAACACUGGUCCAACCUGUUUUAUGCUUUGGAAACACUCAUGUCAACUGCCUGACUUGACUUUCCUGUCUAAGGCAUAUAGACUUUAUAAAGAUUAGACGAGGAUUAAAUAUGGGCAAGAGAUAGUAAACAAAUGACGUUGCAGGGACGUACUUUACGUAUUUUAGCUGCUGCCUUUGAGGUUUAACCCCAUUUGGACUCAGAGAAAUCAGUCUGCGGAAUUCUUCGAUAUGCUGGAGAGAAUGCAGGUCCUAGAAAAAGGUGGCCCAUACCCCCAGGUAAUCUUGCCACAAUUUGGUGGCUACUGGAUUGAAGAUGCAGAGGCACCAGCUGGGACACCCUCGUCUUCAGAGUCCAGUUUCUGUGAAGACGAAGACGGAGGAGAAGGUAUGAGUCCCGGUGAGGGACACAGCUAUCGUCUGGAGUGCAACAGCACAGCACGGGCCUAUCGCAAACACUUUCUGGGCAAGGAGCACAUGAACUACUACUGCACUGGCAGCAGCAUAGGGAACCUCAUCAUGUCCCUGAAGCAUGAGGAGGUUGAGGGCCAAGAAUUAUUGCGCAUUAUGCUCAGGUCAAGGACCAAAACAGUCCAUGAUAGAAUAUCCUUAGCGGGCAUAAACCAGCUUCCUAGUGUACCUCAGAUUGCAAAACUUCUAUGUGACGACGCCACAGGAUUAAAGUUCAACCCAGCUCUUUACCCUCGAGGAUCUCAGUUGAUCGUAGCUUUCGAUGAGCAUGAGGUCAACAACACCUUCAAAUUUGGAGUGAUCUACCAACAAUUUGGACAGACAUCUGAAGAACAGUUGUUUGGGAACAAUGAAGAGACUCCAGCUUUCAAGGAGUUUCUCAGCAUACUUGGUGACACCAUUGAACUUCAGGAUUUUAAGGGAUUUCGUGGCGGGCUGGAUGUGUCCCAUGGACAAACAGGGACUGAAUCAGUCUACACAGUUUUCAGACAAAGAGAGAUUAUGUUCCACGUGUCAACCAAACUUCCUUUCACCGAUGGCGAUGUCCAGCAGCUUCAGAGGAAAAGGCACAUAGGGAAUGACAUUGUGGCGGCGGUUUUUCAAGAAGAGCCUACCCCCUUUGUUCCUGACAUAAUUGCCUCCAACUUUCUGCAUGCCUACGUGAUAAUCCAAGUUGAGAACCCAUGUACGGAGAACACGACGUACAAGGUAUCUGUCACUGCUCGGGAAGAUGUACCUCCCUUUGGACCCCCCCUUCCGAACCCAGCUGUCUUUAAAAAGGGCCCAGAGUUCCGAGAGUUUCUUUUGACAAAGCUGAUCAAUGCGGAAAAUGCCUGCUACAAAUCUGAUAAGUUUGCCAAACUUGAGGGUCGAACGCGAGCUGCGUUGCUUGACAACCUUCACGAUGAGAUUCACAGACAAAGUCAGGCCACUCUGGGUUUGAGAGAAGCGGAAGAGGAGGACAAGUUGGAGAAUGGUGGACAUGGAGGUCUGCUGGAGUCCUUCAAGAGGGCCAUGCGUGUGAGGAGUCACUCAAUGGAGACUGUGGUGGGAUCUAAUCGGCUAAGGAGCCCCGGUGGCGGAGGGGGUGUACCACCCAGUUUAAGUGGAGGAGCAAUGCCACAGAGUACUAGUGAAUGUACAAAGAGCACCUACAAUCCUCCUGCAUUGUCAACCAAAUCUUCCUUAAAGAGCCCAGUCAAAAGGCGAUCUGGACUCUUCCCUCGUCUCCACUCCAGCAUCGAAACUCCGUCCGAAAAAUGCACUCGAAGUGACCAAAAGUCAACAGAGGUCUGCCCACUGUCCCAGGAAGUGAGGUCAGAGACAUUGUCCAACCCCAGCUCACCUGAGAUCUGCCCUAACAAAGAAAGGCCUUUCACUAAAAUGAAGGAAAGCGCGAGCAACAGGCCCAACAUUUCCCGGUCGUCAUCAAGCACCAGCAGUUUUAGCAGCAUUACUGGAGAUCCAGAAGCUUUGGAAGAUUUAGAGGCAGCUAGCCAUCCCUCCAUAGCAUCAUCUUCUGCCUUCAGUCCUUCCAUCAGCAUCGACAGCCCCGUGUCAGGAACUCCUAUCAUCAUGUGCCGCAGCUCCACAGAUGGGAAAAAUAAGACAUCACCGAAGUCCAACUUGAAGUUCAAAUUUGACAAAAUCAGUCACUCGUCCACAAAUUCGGAGUAACUUGAGAGGGCCCGUGAAUGGAGCUGUGCAAAACACAACCAGAAUCUCAAAAAAACAAAUCAUUGUAAAACCACGUCCCCAAGCCACGGUUGAUCAGGCAAGACUAGCAAGGACACCAUGGUCCCCAAAAUAACUGGCAAUACUGUGAGUGUAUAGCAGCAAAUUGUAUUUUUGAGGUUCUUUUUGACAGACUUUUGGCAGACAGGAAUAAUUUAAUAUUUUACCAAUGCUCGGUGCAUUUACACGAUGUGGUAAAUUGUUCAUAUCGGAUUUACUAACUAACCCUGGCCAGGCUGUAAUACUGUGAUUGUUGCGGUGAGCUCGACUCUGUCCAAAGCUUUUAUCCAAUUAGUCCGUGUGAGCUUAACACCGUACCCAGGUUUAAUGGGAACAUAAACUAAAGGCUUAUUAAGGUUUUUAGCUUGUCGGCUGCUGGCCAGUUUAGAGGUUAAGGUGUGCCCCAUGUCUAAAAAUGAUCCGGCAAAUAGAUCCUAUUGAAAUAAAAACAUACGUUCAUUAGUGAGGUAUUGGAAGUGUAUCAGUGUAGGUUUUGUUGUGUGUGUGAAAAUGUUCUUUUGUAGGACUUUUUUUUUUUGUUACCUUGCUCGCUGCUGCACUAUGACCGCUGCCGGAAUUCAGUCGUCCCGUGUGAUAGUAUUUUUUAUUUUUGUCAGGAUGUCAAAUCUCGCAAUCCAUGUGCUUGUUUUGCUGAAAAAUGUUGUGCAGUACGUGGUACUGCAUGAAUAUUUCAAAAUUUUAUUCUCUACUCGUAUUGUAACUGCGUUUUUUUUUAAAACAGAUUUUUGCACUCUGAAAACAUUUUGCUCUCUGAUACCUCCUAUUGAGGCUUGCUAGCUCACUGUACCUGUGUACUAUGUGUAUGAUAUAUUUUCCUGUCAUAACUUGAUGACAUGAAAAAGGCUGAAUUAACCUUUUCACCAGUUCUGGCAAAAACAUAAUGAAUGUGAAAUUGAAGUGAUUCUGUUUUUAUGGCAUCCAUUAAAUGUGCAAUGCCAAGGUAGUUGCUUACAUGCACAACUAGGCAAGACUAGUAGUUUAAAUUAUGGAUUUUGGGGGCAUCAGUUGGACAAAAGGGAGCUAGGGGAAAUACUACUUCAGAGGAUUCAUGCUUCCUGUGAUGAAAAACCAAUUUUGGUUUCUAAAUGUUAUUUUGACAGAAUUAAUUUUUAUGAGAAUAAUUAUCUGGAGAAAAGAAAACAGGCAAAGACACCAGUUAAAAUUUGUAUUCCUCAUUGAGUUUGCAGCAGCCCUAAAUGCCUUGCCGCUUUUCCACUGUUAAUAUACUUAAUUUAUUAAAAGAUAUUUUUUUUAGUAUUGUAAAAAAUAAUUGAAAGGUACAUAAGGAAAUAUAACAGGAUGAGAGAGAUAUAUGAAUUUCAAAGGUGUCUAAUGUAAAUGUAUAUUUCGUUAUGUAAUGUGCCGCUGGAAAUGUAUUCAACAAAUAAAAUGUUGUAUUUUG
This is a messenger RNA of Syngnathus typhle (broad-nosed pipefish), 4223 nucleotides long. RefSeq names its product rap1 GTPase-activating protein 2-like. The transcript is spliced from 20 exons. Gene Ontology annotation, cellular component: plasma membrane; cytoplasm. Gene Ontology annotation, molecular function: GTPase activator activity. Gene Ontology annotation, biological process: activation of GTPase activity; regulation of small GTPase mediated signal transduction. The record is from RefSeq and is a predicted model, not a curated record. Lineage: Eukaryota; Metazoa; Chordata; Actinopteri; Syngnathiformes; Syngnathidae. The coding region runs from base 827 to 2743 and encodes 638 amino acids.